Paramecium sonneborni is the source of this 2007-nucleotide messenger RNA. The record is from the annotation of a GenBank genome assembly. NCBI's taxonomy places the organism in Eukaryota, Ciliophora, Oligohymenophorea, Peniculida, Parameciidae.
AUGAAUUUGGAAGAGUUUUUAACAAGUAGAAUGUAAGAGAUGUCAAAGUUUUAUAAUCAGUUGAAUAUUCCGAUAUGUAACAAAUGUGUAUAUGAAAAGAGGAUGAUAGAAAGUUCAAUUAUUAAGUUAAGGAAGAGAAAAAUGAUAAUAGAAAUUAAUAGUUUUAUGAAUAAAAGCAAGAAGUUUAAUAGAAUUUGUUUUUUAAUGAAUUUCUUGAGGAACCUUAAACUUAAUAAAAUCAAUAUACAAACAUCUUUGAUGAGAUACCAAUAAAAGGAGCAUCGAAACCAUUUGAAUAAUUAUUAUAAGAUUAGGGUAUAGUUGUAGAAUAGGUGAAAAAGAAUAAGAAAGAAUUCCUAAAGAAGGGAGCAAGAUAAUAUUUAUCUAAUGCUUAAACAAGAUCUGAAUUAUCAAAGAGAGAGCAUCAAGAGAUUUUGAAAAUGAAUAAUGAAAAUGCAGCAGAAUAAUAUUAAUAAUAAUAAUAACAAUAAUAAUAAUAACAAUAAUAAUAAUAAUAAAAAUAAUAAUAAAAAUAAUAAAAAUAAUAGUAAUAAUAACAAUAGCAAUAAUAAUAAUAAUAAUAAUAAUAAUAAUAAUAAUAAUAAUAAUAAUAACAAUAAGAAUAAUAACAAUAAUAAUAAUAAUAAUAAUAAUAAUAAUAACAAUAAUAAUAAUAAUAAUGUUAAUAACAACAAAAAAAAUUACCUAUUAAUUUCUUAUAGAAAGGUAAAGGUAAAUAAUGUACAUAAAAAGUGAUUGAUUCAUAAUUGUAAUUGGAUCAAUAAAAAAAUGAUGAAACCAUUAUUGAAUAAAAUGAAGAUAAAAUUGAUUUGAAGAAAGAGAAAUAGUUAUUAGAGUAACAAUAGAAGGAAUUAUAGAAAUAGAAAAUUUAGUAACAAAAAUAAUUAGAAUAGGAUAAAUAGGAAUUUGAAAAAUGGAAAGAAGAGGAGAAGAGAAAGGUUGAAAGAAUAACAAAAAAACAUUAUACAAUUUAAUAGUAAAGGUAAUAAUAAUUAACAACAAAAUAAUUAGAAGAGUUAGAUUGCUUAAGAAAAAGAGUGGCUAAAUAAAAUGAAGAGAUAAAAGAAUUAAAAUUUUAAUUAGAGAAAUCAUAGUUAUAGAUAUAAAAGAUGAACAGUAAUUAAAAUAAUUGCACUAAUAAUAUAAAUAAAAACAUUGUAUAAUCUACUACAUCAAGUAAUUAUUCAACAAAAGAAUCAUAUGCUUCAGACAAUAAAAUAAAUUCAUAUGCUUAAAUGCAUAAUAAAUAAGGAUUUAUUAAAGAAAAAGAUGAAUUCGAUUCUUAGAAUGGAGAAGAUGAAAAUAGUUAUUAAGAUGGAGAUAGUUAUGAGUAAGAGAAGAUAGAAAUUGAUAUAGUUCAAUUAAAAAAUCAUCCAAAUAUUUCAAUAGAUAUUAUUAAUAAUUAAAUAGAUGAAUCAUAAUUUGAAUUUCAAAAUAAUAAAUUUUAUGAAGAGUAUUUAGAAUAUUUAAAACAUGAUGAUAAAAUCAUUUAAUAAAAUUUAUCUGAGGAUGACAAGAUUUCAAGAACAUAUUAAAGUGGAAAAAAAGAAGUAUUUUAUAAUAAUGGAGUUAAAAGAGAGAUAUUUUCAAAUGGAUUUACUAUAGUUCAUUAUACAAACAAUGACAAAAAAUAAACAUUACCAAAUGGAACUAUUAUUUAUUAUUUUGGUAAAGCUAAAACAACAUAAAUAACAAUUUAAAAUAGAUUAUAAGUAUUAUAAUUGAAUAAUUAUUUAGAUUUAUCGAUUUUGUAAUAAUUAAAUAGAAAUUCAUUUUUAAAAUGGAGAAAAACAAAUAAGAUUCUCUGAUGGAACUAAAAAAUAUAUAUAUCCAAAUGGGGAAGAAGAGACAUUAUUUAGUGAUGGAAUAUUUUAAAAAGUAGAUAUAAAUAAAGUUAAGUAUAUUGAAUAUCCUAAUGGGAAUAUAGAGAUUUCAUAUCCAGAUGGUAGAGUAGAAAACUUAUUUAAGGAAGAAAAAUAUUAUUGA